This is a messenger RNA of Mytilus trossulus (common blue mussel), 1842 nucleotides long. RefSeq names its product ankyrin-1-like. The coding region runs from base 1 to 1842 and encodes 613 amino acids. NCBI's taxonomy places the organism in Eukaryota, Metazoa, Mollusca, Bivalvia, Mytilida, Mytilidae. Gene Ontology annotation, molecular function: protein binding. The record is from RefSeq and is a predicted model, not a curated record. The transcript has a single exon.
AUGUGCUAUCUCCUACUGAAGAAAGGUGCACUGAUAAACCAUGUAGACAUAGAAGGUCAGACACCCCUAUACGAAACGUGCAAGAUGGGACUUGAAAGUAUAUGUAAGAUAUUGAUAGAAAAUGACGCGAUUGUUAAUCAAGGGAAUAUUCAAAAUUCGACGCCAUUGCAAGUUUCAUGUCUGCAUAGACAUUAUGGGAUUGUCGAGCUUCUGUUAGAAUCCAAUGCAACGAUAAAUCAAUGUGACACAAACGGAAACAAUCCAUUUCAUUAUGUAUGUGAGCAUGGUCUUAUCGAACUUGCCAAAUGUUUCUGUGAACGCCAUGCUGCAAUUAACCAGUGCAAUUACAGAGGAGAAACUCCGUUACAUUUAGCUUGUCGCGGAGGACAGUUGCAUAUCGUGAACUUUUUACUGGAACAAAAUUGCGCAGUUUAUCAUUACGAUAUAGAUGGUACAACACCUUUACAUAAAGCUUGUCAUAACAAUCAUAAAAAAAUAGUUGAGAAACUUGUGCCACUUUCCAGGUUAAACACACGCAAUUUCGAUGGCGAAACGGCGUUAUUUGUAGCAUGCAAAAAGUAUUCUAAUAAUACUGAUAUAGUGAAACUAUUAUGUUAUGAUUCAAAUGGCUACCAAACUGAUAUUUCUGUAAAUAUAUAUAACAAUGAAGGAAUGACACCGCUUCAUAUUGCAUGUAAUUCUAGAAAUGCAGAUUUGGUCGAGCUUUUGUUGAAGCUGAAAGCAAAUAUUGACCUUAAGAAUAACAAAGGCGAAACGUGUUUAUUAAUGGUCUGCAAGUCGGAAAAAAUUCACAUAGCUAAGUUAUUGAUCAAAUGUAACGCCAACGUAAAUAUUGAGGACAAAUUUAAAAAAACUCCUUUAUCUGUAGCACUCAAAAGCCAUAAUGCAAAUCUUAUUAACCUGUUACAGCGUCACAAUGCAAAAGACUACAGAAUACAGGAAAAGGAAGACGAAGUUCAUAAGGCCUGUAGAGAAGGAAACGAAGAAAAAGUUGUUAGUAUAUUAGAAAUAACAUCCGACUACGAAUUUAUUAACAAAGAUGAUAUACAUGGAUGGACUCUCCUUCACGUCGCCUGCAUGAUGCAAUAUACAAAUAUGGUCAAUUUAUUACUUACAAAACACGCGGAUAUUAAUAAAAUUACAAACACAGGAGCAACUCCGUUAUAUAUAGCUUCCUUCUAUGGGAGAAAUGAAAUAGUAGAAAUUUUAAUUUCUAAUCGGGCAGACAUCAAUAAAUGUAAUCUGAAUGGGUUUUCGCCUCUCCAUAUUUCUUGUUAUUUUGGGUACAAAGCAAUCUGUACAACUCUACUGCAGACUGGCAGUGAUAAAAAUGGUGAAGACAAUGAUCACGAAACACCUCUGUCUAUUGCAUGUGAAAUGGGACACUGUGAACUUGUAGACUUGCUUCUUGAAAAUGAAGUACGGCUUAAAAAGAAAAAUCGCGAUGGCAAUGCACCAAUUCACAUAGCCUGUAUAAAAGGACAUUCCAAAAUAGUAGAACGAAUGAUCUCAAUCAAUCAGAGCAUUGUUAACCUACCUAAUAUUAAAGGCUCAACGCCUCUACAUCUAAGUUGUCAAAAGGGGCCAUUAGAACUUGUCAAAGUUUUACUUAAAAAUAAUGCGUUGCUAAGUUUAACUGACGAAGAUAAUUGCGUUCCUUUUUUCAUAGCUUGUCUUAAUGGAAGAACAGAGAUAGUCGAAGACAUUUUGAAUUUGCAAAAUGGUCCAAGUGUUAAUGAAUAUUUUCAAAACGAGUUGGUUCCGCUUCACGUAGCAUGUUCUUAUGAACAUCAGGAGCUUACUGAAGCCUUAUUAAACUGA